AUGUCUAGCGGACCAAUCAGCACUCACAUUUUGGCUCGUGAUAAUGCUAUUGUGGAAUGGAGGAAGCUCAUGGGAGCUACUAAAGUGUUUAAAACUAUACAUGAUGACCCGGAUAGUAUUAGAGGAAAGUUUGGCUUAACGGACACCCGAAAUUCAACUCAUGGAUCAGAUUCUGAUGAAAAUGCUCUGAAGGAAAUGAAUUUUUUCUUUCCAGAGUUUGAUGUAGCAGACUGGUAUAAUGAAUGCGAGAAACAUUUUUUGACUGGUGAUAUUUAUUUUGAUGAAGAACAUGAUAUCCAUAGAUAUCGAUUGAAAUCAGAAGUGACAGAACAAAAUUCGAAUAAAGGUGCCAGCUAG
Mercenaria mercenaria is the source of this 357-nucleotide messenger RNA. Its product is annotated as nucleoside diphosphate kinase 6-like. The coding region runs from base 1 to 357 and encodes 118 amino acids. Lineage: Eukaryota; Metazoa; Mollusca; Bivalvia; Venerida; Veneridae. Gene Ontology annotation, molecular function: nucleoside diphosphate kinase activity. The transcript has a single exon. The record is from RefSeq and is a predicted model, not a curated record.